AUGCCAUCACAGGUAACAGCGCUGCUUGUAUCAGGGUCUAUUACACGGCUUAUUCUAUAUUCUACGCUUAUUUUGUCAUAUUUGAUUAGGUUGUCUCGGCUACAAAUACAAGCGGCUCCAGCAUAUCUGCCAAAGUCACUUCAGGCUUUAAUUGGGGGUUUUGACCUUGAUCCAAAUCGUGUAAUGGACAUGGUGCUUAGCUCGCUUCAGCACAGCUGUAUGGCUUCUAGCACUACAUCGCCUACAAUAAAUGCGCUCCUCAAGUUACUGGAGCAGGUCAAGCUAGGUGCAUCCCUGCCCCAAAUUCUGGGCUUCAAGUUUCAAAACUGCAGAGCUAAGAUGUUAACAUCGCUCUGCCGACUCACUGCAACAUUGCUCAGCGCUGGGGCCAUAGCUGUAGACGCACUGCUGCCCCAUUUAGCGCCAUCAAUGGAGAAGCUUGCCGAAACCACAAAAAGACACGCUAAAAAGAUCGAGGACGCGUCUCGUCUUGCCGGUACUGUUUCUCUAUCGCACUCCGCGGAGCAGGACGCGAGUCAAACCACAGCAGUAUCGCGAUGCCGCUAUCCGGCAGAAGGCCUCUCCUUACCAAUUGUUGGGAUUAUUGAGGCAUUAUUGUGGGACCGACGUUGGCUUCUUGUGCGACCACUUCUAAGUUGCCUGGAGGACACAGGUGCGCUGCCUGUCUGCGGUCAAUCUCGAUUGGCACUCUGUUCGAUGCUAAAAUUUGCUAUCUCUCCUCUGUAUUGCAAGCUUACGCCAAAUUAUCUACAGUUUGCAACUCGUUGGCAACCGUCAGGAAUUCCCUUAGUACACGUGGGCUCACAGCACCGAUGUCGCACUUUUGAUGAUAUUGCAUCGGUUCAUCGUCUUUUUCAAGUGCUAGAGCCACUGUGUUGUCAUCUCCACGUUGGUAUAGCCUCUGAUGCGUCAUUGGUGACCAAGCUUGCACGCAUCAUCAAAUAUCUGCUACGACCGCGGGAUGCUCGAGGUGCGCAUGAAGCAAAACGCUUGCUUGGAUAUGUCAUACUGCCGGCUAUGUCAAUACUUUCGGUCAAUCCUGGCUGCGUAUGUGAGAUUUGGGCUGCGACAAAGCAACUCCCUUGCUGUGAACGGCAUUCGCUCUACUCAACCUGGCGCGGUCGCAGCCUUGAAAGAGAAUCCGUGGGUACCAAGCACUUUGAAGUCGCAGAGGCAGAGUGUAAAGCUGGUUAUCAUGCUCGACAAUCAUUAAAGCGAGUGGCAAAUGACAAAAAAAACUCCAAGCACGUUGGAAGGGCAUUGGCAAAAGUAGCCCACUCAAAUCCGCUGGUUGUCUUUCGUGUCAUUCUCUCUCAAGUUGAAUCUUACGGCAACAUGAUUCAGCCCAUCGUUGAGUCGCUCGGUUUUGUGUCCCCCCUUGCAUUGGAUGUUCUUUCUUACAUGCUAUCGUCUCACCUUGCCGACACGUCACGUCAUAAACUACAGAAUGAUGGCAUAAAUAUUGCUCAUUGGUUUCAGCACCUUUCUCAUUUCACUGGUGUCUACUAUCGCGCAUUUCCCCAAACUGAGCUCCAGGCUCUCAUUGAAUUUCUCAUGCUGCGUUUGGAGGACGGAGAUUCUUUGUACCUUCUUGUUUUCAAUGAGCUUCUCGCUCGAAUGGGUGGUUGUGAGGUCUUAGAGGAUCUAUCUGAUGCCCAAAUUGGCGGUUUGGCAGGCGGCGAAACACUCCGCCGUGAAAUGCUUGCUUUUAGUAAGGCUUCUAAGCGCGCCGUUUCAAAGCUUCAGGAAGCAUUAUGCACGCCCAGCACUGCCAUUCCAAUACUUGCACUUGUUGCCCAGCGCCACUUCGGCGUCAAUAAAGUCUGUCUCUGCAGAUCAUGUGAAUUCUUGCAGGCAGCGCGGGUACAGUCUCUUCAAAGGGAAGGUAAAUCAUGUAAAGCUGCUUGGGCAACUCUUUGAUCGAUGUCAGAUGGUCCUGGUUCAGCUCGUAGAUUUCCUUUCGCGUUCUACAGCGCACAGCACCGUCACAGGCACAGGUAAGAAAUGUCCGUACUUUGAGCUGCUUCCUGAUCUCUGUAAAAUGUCCGUGCCGUACACUGUGUCGAUGAUUUUCUACUUCACACACGACAUAUACCUUCCCACCUCGUUUAGGCGUUGCACAUUGAACCACAGAUUGCGCUCCACGCGGCUAGACCACUAAUAGCAGAAGCAGCUGGCGCUCACCGCAAAGAACCAAGAGCUAAAAUUCCAAUUUCACCCGACUCAGGGAGCUCUCUAUGCAAAUGGGAGCCAGGUGGUAAAGCUUUGCGCUCAUCACUACCUGCACGGGAUUGUGGUGCAUUGAGCAGCGAACUAUACCUUGUUUUCUGGUCUCUAUCGCUAUAUGACAUUACAGUGCCCACGCGAGAAUAUGAUGCGCAAAUAGCCUUAAUCCGCUCUAAGAUCAAUGUGGCACAUCGUGAGUUUCUAGAGCCAGACAGACGGAAAAAAGAGAUGGCACGCUGCCUCAACACCAUAAACUCGCUUGUGGCCGAGCUGGAAUUCCAGAAGCAUCAUUACCAGCAGAUCAUGACUGAUCUUGAGGCACAGCGUAAUAGUCUACUUGGUACUAUCGUCCUCACCUGUGUGAAAAUACGUCCAUAGAUUAUAUGCUGCUUUUAAACUAGUUAUGUUGACUACUGAGGUGCCAUGGUAGGUGGAGGAUCAACGCCGCUCGAUUUCAGAAGCACUACUUGAGAAUUGCAUCAUGCCACGUGUUACGAUCACACCAGAAGAUGCACUUUUCUGUGCAAUUUUUUUCAAGCAACUUCAUUCUCUCGAGACAACCAACUUCAGUAGCCUCCAAUAUUAUGAUCGGGUAGUCAAAGAUGUUUUUCCUGUAAUCUAUUGUGCGACAGAUCAGGAAGCUCGUUGCCUUGGAAUUUUUCUUCGUGCAACUUUUGAACCCCUCACGCAUUGGCGCUUCGAUAGACGUCGCUAUGAUAUGGAAGCAGGAUCAAAACUUGGAUUUUCUGUUGCCAUUGGUUCUGCUUCUAGGUGUACAUAUGAACAAUAUUGCACUGUGUUUACCAAGUGGCAUGAUAAGAUAACUAAAGUUGCCCUUCACUCGCUUAGCCACUACAAGGAUCAUGGCCGUGCCUGUCUCCUUGUGCUAAUAAAACUAAUUGGCGUCUAUCCAAUCUACAAGCACGUAUCUACCCAGCUUUUGGGUCUUUUAGAGGCUAUUCAAGUUCAAGAGGACAUGAAGGAUGUCCAGGCGAUGGCCAAGCGUUACUGCACACUUCUUAAGAAGUCGGAGGAUACACUGGUGGAAGAAUCUCUCCUACAACGUGAUAUUCUUGGCUCUAAAGCUCAAGUUCCAGCCCCUGGCACCAAACGCCAGGCUAGUGCUGCCAAUAAGCAACGGCGAAGUCCAAAAGUUAGCUUGGCACGAGACCAAGAAUAACCUAGUGCCCAAUGUUUCUGAGUGAACGACCCGCCUAGUUAUAGAUACGGCAAUUUGGAGCCAGGGCAGGUUACCGUGGAGUGGUCCACACCAUUUCCCUGCCGGGGGCCUGCUCCGCAGGGGUGCCAAAUCCGACGUGGGGGGCGGUGGUUCGGGUUUAGACUUUUUGAUAGAACUUUUUGAUUCUUA
Molecule: messenger RNA, 3616 nt
Organism: Pelagomonas calceolata
Lineage: Eukaryota; Pelagophyceae; Pelagomonadales; Pelagomonadaceae
Source: the annotation of a GenBank genome assembly